AUGCGCUCCCUUGCCGAAUUUGCUGCCAUGUCCAAAGAAGCGAUGGUGGUGCGAGCUUUGUGUAUGUUCAUGACGUGUUUCAGCUGUGCUCUUGCGCAGUUGAAGAGUUCAUCUUCACCCCUUACCGGACACGACGUGACUCUCUCAGUGCUGAAUAUCUCCAACAAGUACACAGAUGCUUGUUCGUUCGAAACGUACAUCAUCUCUCUGUGUAACAGCAUGAACAUUCCUAUUCAGCGUGGAAACCGUGAAACGCGACAUGCUAUGCAGAUAUUGGCAGUGAAUUCACCAGUCAUGAUAGUUGCUUACAUGGACAAGAUGGCCGACAAGUUUUCUAUCUCUGCUAUUACCGUAAUGGCCCUGAGCCCCGCAUCCUUGCGCAGGUCUCAUCAGUACGGUUGUGACGUGGCCAUCCGAGUGGAAAACAUGUCGAAGACUUACCUUGAAGGGUGCACGGCCAAUAUGUAUUCCACGUUCCUAUGCGAUGUUGCGCACACACGAGCUAUGCCACAAUUGAACAUUCCCCCACAAGGGAAAUCUAACUAUUCACUUGAAGUGGUCCAAAAAAGACGCGUCGCUCAUCACGUCGAUAUCAUGUGCAGAAUUACUUAUUCUGACGGGGUUGAAGCUGAAAACCCCGCGUCCACAUUCACUCAAUGUCAACUUCUACAUGGACAGCAACCGUAUCCGCAGUUGACGUCAAAAAAUCGUUGGAUGAAUACUACAGUAUACAUGAUGCCUAACUCGACGCAUGAUUUUGGAUAUCUGCAUCAGGAUAGCAAAUACGUCCGAUGCAUCACUGUGUUCAUUUCGCCACCAGAUACAGUUACUCAUUUGCAGUUCGUGUUUAUGAAAGUUGAGUGUAAUAAUACUGACCAAGAAGUCGUCGUGUACAUGUCUAAGAAGAAAUACAAAUUGUGCAGACCAGAAGAAGCACCACUGUCGGAAAUAUGCGGACAACCGUUUAAUGAAUGGCCGGUGAACCGAGACCGAUUUCGAGUAAUCGGCGGUGACCUUACACCGAUCCGUUCUCAGCCAUGGACUGUUUUCGUCAAGGUUGAAAUAAUGGCGCUGAGCUCCGAGUCUGUGAGCAGCACUCAUCAGUACGGUUGUGACAUGACCAUCCGAGUGAAAAACAUGUCGAAGGUCUACACGCGUGGAUGUACGAGCGAUAUGUAUGCCAAGUUCGUGAGUGAUGUUGCGUACAUACGAGCUAUGGCACAGCUGAACAUUCCCGCACAAGGGCAUUCUAACUAUUCAGUUGAAAUGCCAAAGGUGAAGGAGAAAAUCGGGACAAGGCGUUUCCAGAAGAAGGAGCUCUACCGGCAUUUGAUUCGACUAUGCGAGAAGGAUCCAAACCAUGCACUCAAGGAAAUUUUUAAUCUCCCUAGGAUAGAUGAACAACCCGACAAAGGGCGGACCUUUGAAUUUUAUAAAGCCUCAUUCGAGGUUGCCCUAAGUCAUGACAUGGAGGAAGCCCGACCGAAGUAUUCCAUCACGGACAGGUUGAUUCAGGCGAUAUCGGUGGCCGAAAUUGUUGCCGAGUUAAAGACACUCGCCAUCGUCUAG
This is a messenger RNA of Soboliphyme baturini, 1569 nucleotides long. NCBI's taxonomy places the organism in Eukaryota, Metazoa, Nematoda, Enoplea, Dioctophymatida, Soboliphymatidae. The record is from the annotation of a GenBank genome assembly.